Cordyceps militaris CM01 is the source of this 1743-nucleotide messenger RNA. Its product is annotated as PQ loop repeat protein. The transcript has 6 exons. Bases 1 to 1743 code for a protein of 580 amino acids. The record is from RefSeq and is a predicted model, not a curated record. NCBI's taxonomy places the organism in Eukaryota, Fungi, Ascomycota, Sordariomycetes, Hypocreales, Cordycipitaceae.
AUGGCACCUUCCAGUGCUGUUAUGCCCGCUCAAGUCAAAGUCGCUAGCGGCAUCCAGUGGGCCUUCGACUUCGGGCCAUCCGAUGCGUCCUGGCCCAAGCUCCGCCUUGUGCGGCCUUUCCGACUCGAUCGCCGCUUGGUGACGGGCGGGCCGGAUCCAGAUUUCAUCACAGAGCUCGUCCGCCAAACCGGCUUUCCACAUCGGCACUCUCUCUCCUGCACAGUAAGGCGUUGUUGCGCCUCUUCUGCAGUCAUGGACUUGUUCGACGAGGCCGCGUCGCGAUGCGAUGCCUUCAGGACACCAAGAUACCUCGAGGUCGUCAUUUCCAUGUGCGUCACGCCUCCAUGCCCAUCCCCCAUAUCCCCAUGGCUUCAGAUUGCUAAUAUGCUACCCAACUCUAGCUUGAUCCUCGUUGGACUUCUCGUUUCGUAUCUCCCCCAACAUUAUCGAAUCAUUUCACGAGGGACAGCAGAGGGUAUUUCGCCAUACUUUGUGCUUCUAGGAACCACGUCUGCGACAGCCGGAUUUGCAAACAUAUUAACCGUUGCACCCUCGCGCGCUGCCAUGAGCUGCUGCAAAGAGAUUGAGGGUCUCGAAUGUGCUGCUAGUAUGCUUGGAAUUGCCCAACUCGGCGGGCAGUGGCUGUGCUUUGGGCUCAUUCUCGUGCUUUUCCUCAUGUUCUUCCGCUAUGAGGACGCUGUAGUUCCACAAGACGAACUCGCUGGCGAAUCACCAAAAUGGCAGACGGCCGCGGCUGUGGGACUGCUUGCCUUUUUGCACGGCCUUAUCACCAUCGUCAUCACUGGCAUUUUCGCCAUUGCCAUGCCCCAGCACCUGAACUUCUGGGCCCAUCUUCUCGGGGUCCUGGCGGCCGUGCUUGCUGCCGUGCAGUAUCUGCCUCAGAUCUGGACAACAUAUCAUCUCAAACACGCCGGCAGUCUGAGUAUUCCCAUGAUGUGUAUACAGACACCUGGUGGCCUCGUGUUCACCGCUAGCUUGUAUGCGCGUCUGGGUGUUGAUGGCUGGAGUACAUGGGCCAUUUACUUGCUUACUGCGGCCAUGCAAGGCUCCGUGCUCUUUAUGUGUGUUUACUACGAGCUUGCCCGGCACCGCGAGCGCAGUGCCGAGCCUGAAGGUGCCCCGCUCAUCAACGAAGCCGACUCGCCCGUUGACCAUUCCAACCUACAAAGACCUAUUGCUAACCGCACAUACUCUGAGGGCUGGGAACGCGGUCUCCCUGGGCCUUUUACCGGGCACCCAGAACGCUACGCGGAAACCGAGGAAGACUUGGAGCACAUCCAAGACCGCGAAGAACGGGCGAUUGCGCGCGAGAGCCAGCCUCUGUUGAAGCCCGGCGGCAUCGGCAAUCCCCACAAGACCUACAACGUACCUUUUACACGCCUUCUGGAAGACAAGUACACGUCACAGUUUAUUGAUAAGUCCGGUGUUUUAGGGAUGACCCCGUCAUUAUUCAUUAAAAAGUUAAGUGGCAACAGCGCCAACCCCGCCGGCUUCAUCAACGUGCGGUCCACUCAAUCGGUCCUCAUGUCUUGCGCUAGCCCGCUGAUUGGCUGCACAAUGAACCCGAGGACAUGUAGCCCAUGCUCGCGCAUCACGACAAUGGAGUCAUACAGCCCGGUUCCUCAGCUUCAUGCCCUCCUGGCGUUCAGCCUUUCAAUACCCUGCCAUCUCAGCCCAGGAAUUGACUGCACGAAAUAUAUAUCUCGUGCCGAGCCUGCAUAG